Messenger RNA from Platichthys flesus (European flounder), 1924 nucleotides. RefSeq names its product tetratricopeptide repeat domain 5 (gene ttc5). The transcript is spliced from 10 exons. Gene Ontology annotation, molecular function: protein binding. Lineage: Eukaryota; Metazoa; Chordata; Actinopteri; Pleuronectiformes; Pleuronectidae. Bases 29 to 1414 code for a protein of 461 amino acids. The record is from RefSeq and is a predicted model, not a curated record.
UUUGAGCCUGCUCUCCCUGCAUCAUCGCAUGCCCGGGCAUUCGUCCUGCGAACAGGCUCCCGUACGGUUCAGGGAAAAGAUGGCGGAAGACGAGAAGAGUGGGGAGCCAGCGACAGACAAUACCGAGCUGCAGGUUUUCAAGGAGCUGGUGGAUGAACUGUAUAACUUCAGAGACUGCUAUUUUGAGACUCACAGCGUGGAGGAGGCCGGACAGAAGCAAAGCGAUGUCGCGCAGGAAAUGGAGAAGACGCUGAAGAAGCUGGAAGAGAAAGGAGAUGUCUACGAGCACAAAACAGAGUUUCUGCUGCAGAAGGGCCGGUGUCUGAACGUAGCUCCAGGCUUCAGCGCCGUGGCAGAGAAGUGUCUCUCCCGGGCUGUGAAGCUGGAGCCUGGCCUGGUUGAUGGCUGGAACACAUUAGGGGAGCAGUACUGGAAAAAAGGAGACCUGAUUGGCUCUAAGAACUGCUUCACAGGAGCAUUGCAGCAGAGCAAGAACAAAGUGUCUCUACGUAACCUGUCCAUGGUCCUGAGGCAGCUGCCAGCAGCGAACAGUGACGCACAUAGCAAACAGGUUAUGGAGAGUGUGGACAUGGCCCGACUAGCUGUCCAACUAGAUGUCACAGACGGGACGUCCUGGUAUAUCCUGGGAAAUGCCUACGUGUCCCUGUUUUUCAACUGUGGGCAGAAUCCUCAGUUGUCUCAGCAAGCUCUUAGUGCCUACGCUCAAUCUGAGAAAGUGGACAGAGCUGCCUGUUGUUACCCGGAGCUGCAUUUCAACCGAGCCACACUAUUCCAGUACGAGGAGAUGUUCGGCUGUGCGCUUGAAGGCUACAGCCGAGCGGCAGCACUUGACCCGGGCUGGGAGGAUCCUCCGGAGAAAGAGAAGACGCUGCUGGAGUAUCUGGAGAAAGUCACAGACCUCGUACAGAAAAAGGGGACAGUGAAGGCACGUCGGUUAAGGAACAUGCUCUCUAACCUCAACACGUCGGCUUUGGGUCCCUGCUCCUCCCCUCAGUUCCGUUCCCCCACCGGCCGUGUGGGCAGCCUAGAGCCUCGGACUCUGUCCUCCCUGUCCCACGGCCACAACGCUGGGGUGGCCGCCUUGGGCAAGGUGGUGUUCAGCCUUGCCUCUGAGGGUCGCAUGUCAUUUGCAUUCGGUAUGGUGGACAGUGAGGAGACCUGUAUGGUGGUGAUGGUUUACAAUACAGCGAACAGCUGGGGUGUGUUGAUAGGAGACAGUGUAGUAAUUCCUGAGCCUCAGCUCAAACGACACAGUAUAACACAUAAAGACAAGUCGUUUGACUUCAAAAGUAUACGAGUGGACUCGCCUCUGCUGCUCAUCGUCAACGGAAAGAAACAAAACGUCAACAGUCAGAUCGCUGCCUCCGUCAGCUACAAGCCUCAGUGUGAAUAAGCCGAGCAAGAAGCAAGAGGACCAAUCUUUUUUUUCUUCUUUUUGCUGGAAAAGCAAGGACAGUCUGGAUAUUUAUGGAAGUUUGAAGUUUCCAAAGUUUGUGCCUGUUUUGUUUUUUUAUUAUGUAAGUUUCACAUGGUCUUUAGAGACAACUUGUUUAUAUUUAUAAAUAUUUCUCCUUUUUUUAUUCUGUUGCGCAGACGUGGAGUUGAUUUUCUAAAUUAAUGAACCUGUGAUGGCGACAAUGUGAUGUCAGAAUUAUGACUUAAGUUUAUCUUAACAUUCUUUGGGUUUAGCUCAACCAGUUUACCUGCCACUUUGGUGCUGAGCCGUUACAAACUUCACAAUUCACACAAUUAACUGAAAUUAUUAAGAAACAUCAAUACAAAGCAGUGAAGGAAAUGUUUAUGCUGACCUUAUAUCAUGUCACCUUACAGUACAUGCUUGUGUCUGUAUAACUAUGAAAAUUCUCUGUCUACCGCAAGAAAAUACAAAUGGCAAGUUGAAAGA